AUGUCGAGUUCGGAGGCCGCAUCAACGUGGGAUUUUACUCCUGUCAUCAACCUUAUUUACUCGUUUUCCAAUAACAGCCAGCCCACGUCCCUGACAGAGCAAGCUACAAUUGCUCCGUCAUUAUCCUUCCCCGACCACAAUACUGGACGAGAUGGAUGUCAACCGCUCGGGGAUUUUGGACCCCUUUGGGAUUUACUAUCUGGGGGUCGGCCUCCGGAUGCUAACAAUGCCACUGAUAAUAUUCAACUAGCUUCUCAGAGUGCUAAUCUGAGUCAGGAAAAAUACCAUCUCCGUCCACAUGAUGCUAGCGAACAAGAGGUGCUAGCUGGAGCGACUGGGAACACAACUGACACGCCAAAAGUCCGAAUUCUACUGCAAAAGAGAGUAGUAGAAAACAUCAAAAAGAAGCCCCGCAUCCGGCCCUCUAUUUUCCCACUUACUAAAGUUGACGAUGAUGACAAAAUUCCUCCUGGACCUAAUCUGCGCCCCGCUAUUCCUCUCUCGAUACUACGGAACCCUAAUCCAGCUGUUCUUAACGAAGCCAUCUCAACCCCGCUUCCCCCGACAACCCCGCCGUGUUACAACAAAUUAUCUAGUCCCAAGUCUGGCAGGUGCAUCAUUGAACCUAUUCUAGAAGGGACCCCUGCUGAGAAAAGACUCGAUUUGAUUUCUAUGCUCAGCACUCGUUUUCCAAAAGAACGGAAUUACCUGCUUAAGCUUCAGGUUUCUAACCUGACGGUUUACGAACCUAAUCUUCAUCCAGCAGGGGUUCAUGUUUUCGUUGACAUGUCAAAUAUUUCGGUUGGAUUCCAUGACUGCAUCAAACUAGCUCGAGAUGUUCCUACUUCCAGUCGUAUUCCUCGCAUUCCAUUGUCUUUCCACAACUUCUCUAUCAUCCUGGAAAGAGGCCGAUCGACGAGCAAAAGGGUCUUGGUCGGUUCUGACCGGUUUGCAGCGGUUGACGAAGCUGAAGCAAUUGGUUACGAGAUUAAUAUCCUUGAACGAGUCCAAAAAGCGAAAGAUUUCUCACGCAAAAAGUCCUCAGGUGGAAAUGGGAAUGCUCGAAACAAUGGCACAAGGAGCAUCGCACAAGGGCAGUCCAGUGGCUCUGAAACGAACGCUGGACCCCGUCAAGAGCGAUGGGUGGAACAGGGAGUAGACGAAAUUCUACACCUGAAAAUCCUGGAGAGCAUAGUCGAUUCCGAGGCGCCCUCUACCAUGGUACUCGCAACGGGUGAUGCAGCGGAAGCUGAAUACUCAGACGGGUUUUUGAAGAUGGUAGGGCGUGCGCUGCAGAAGGGAUGGGGUGUCGAACUUGUGAGCUUCAGCACCACCAUUAGUCGCGCAUACAAGCGGAAGGAAUUCCGUUCCCAAUGGGGUGCACAAUUUAGAGUCAUCCGGCUAGAUGAAUAUGUUGAGCACCUCCUGGAUGCGUGA
Paracoccidioides brasiliensis Pb18 is the source of this 1437-nucleotide messenger RNA. RefSeq lists its product as uncharacterized. The transcript has 2 exons. Gene Ontology annotation, biological process: protein import into nucleus. Gene Ontology annotation, cellular component: nucleus. Gene Ontology annotation, molecular function: small GTPase binding; guanyl-nucleotide exchange factor activity. The record is from RefSeq and is a predicted model, not a curated record. The coding region runs from base 1 to 1437 and encodes 478 amino acids.